Molecule: messenger RNA, 921 nt
Organism: Rotaria sp. Silwood1
Lineage: Eukaryota; Metazoa; Rotifera; Eurotatoria; Philodinida; Philodinidae
Source: the annotation of a GenBank genome assembly
AUGAAUACUGAUGCAUUAAAUCAGGAACGUGCGACUGUAUUAUAUGAAACGAUAGAGAUGUCACCAGAAAAUAUUCGCAGUCGUCAAUCAACAUCACAACCAGUCUCAUUAUUAACAUUAGUCUUCAAUGUUCUCUCAUUUGUUAUCAUACGAAGAUCAUUUUUAUGUUCAGAUUUAAAUUUAUAUCAUCCACCACCAACACACGAGGUCUUUCCAAAUAGGCUUCUAUUUUUUUGCGCAUUUAUAAUACCAUUGAUUGUGUUGGUUCUGUCUGAAGGUGUUCGUUGGUAUUAUUUACUUCGUAAAAAAGCAGCAAAAGUUGUUUAUAAAAUUCAAAUUCGUUCAAAGACUUAUAAUAUUCCUGAAUGGUCUGGGAAUCUUUAUAUUAUUGUUGGUGUUUUUCUUUUUGCUAUUUCUAUUAAUUUAUUUUUAACUUACUUUGGCAAAGUAACUGUUGGUCGAUUACGACCACAUUUUAUUCCGUCAUGUUUUCAGAAAUUUUCUUAUAAAGAAUUUUGUCAAGAUCCAAAUGAAUGGAUUUCUAAUUAUACAUGUUUGGGAGAAUCAAGCCAUGCGGUCAAAGAAAGAGAUGAUGUCUAUGAUAUUCGUCAAUCAUUUCCAUCUGGGCAUGCCUCAUUAUCUUUCUAUGGUUUAAUGUUUUUAGCUCUUUAUAUUCAUAAAGUUUGGAAUUAUCGUAAUAUUGGUCUAUUUCCAUAUGUUAUGGAAAUGCUUUGCUUUGCUUUAGCUUCAUAUAUCGGUAUUACACGUAUUACAGACAAUCGUCAUCAUCCUACAGAUGUUCUUGGCGGUGCCAUUUUAGGAACUGUUGUUGCUACUAUUGCUUUCCGCUGUAUGGUUAACUCAUUUAAACGAUCAGUUUCAUUAGAUCUUGGUAGUGAGCAUCAAGAGACUAAAAUUUAA